Vombatus ursinus (common wombat) is the source of this 2409-nucleotide messenger RNA. It is a transcript of the gene DPP10, whose product is annotated as dipeptidyl peptidase like 10. Gene Ontology annotation, biological process: proteolysis. The transcript is spliced from 26 exons. Gene Ontology annotation, molecular function: serine-type peptidase activity; dipeptidyl-peptidase activity. Bases 1 to 2409 code for a protein of 802 amino acids. Lineage: Eukaryota; Metazoa; Chordata; Mammalia; Diprotodontia; Vombatidae. The record is from RefSeq and is a predicted model, not a curated record.
AUGACAGCCAUGAAGCAGGAGCAGCAGCCGUCCAAUCCUGGGGCCAGAGGGAGCCAGGCGCAGCAGCAAGAUCAGGAGCUGGGAAGUAACAGCCCUCCACAAAGAAACUGGAAGGGAAUUGCUAUUGCCCUGCUGGUGAUUCUUGUUGUGUGCUCACUCAUCACUAUGUCAGUCAUCCUCUUAACCCCAGAUGAACUUACAAAUUCAUCAGAGACCAGAUUGUCUUUAGAAGAUCUCUUCAGAAAAGAGUUUGUGGUUCAUAAUCCUGAGGCCAGAUGGAUCAAUGAUUCAGAUGUGGUGUAUAAAAACGGGAAUGGACAUGUCAUUAAACUGAAUGUAGAAACAAAUGUCACCACAUUAUUAUUGGAAAACACAACUUUUGUAACCUUCAAAGCAUCAAGACACUCUGUUUCACCAGACUUAAGAUUUGUUCUUCUGGCUUAUGAUGUGAAACAAGUUUAUCAUUAUUCAUACACAGCCUCAUAUGUGAUUUACAACAUACAUACGAGGGAAGUUUGGGAGUUAAACCCUCCAGAGGUCGAGGAUUCCAUUUUGCAGUAUGCAGCUUGGGGUGUACAAGGGCAGCAACUGAUUUACAUUUUUGAAAAUAACAUCUACUAUCAACCUGAUGUAAAGAGCAGUUCAUUGCGACUGACAUCUUCAGGAAAAGAAGGAAUUAUUUUUAAUGGAAUUUCUGACUGGUUGUAUGAAGAGGAACUUCUACAUUCCCACAUCGCUCAUUGGUGGUCCCCGGAUGGAGAAAGGCUUGCAUUCCUGAUGAUAAAUGACUCCUUGGUUCCAAACAUGGUUAUUCCUCGCUUUACUGGAGGACUCUAUCCCAAAGCAAAACAGUAUCCAUAUCCUAAGGCUGGUCAAGUGAAUCCAACAGUUAAAUUAUAUGUUGUGAACCUAUAUGGACCUACUCAUACUUUGGAGCUCAUGCCACCUGACAGUUUUAAAUCGAGAGAAUAUUAUAUCACCAUGGUGAAGUGGGUGAGCAAUACUAAGACUGUAGUGAGAUGGUUAAAUAGACCUCAGAACAUCUCCAUUCUGACUGUCUGUGAGACAACUACAGGAGCCUGUAGCAAAAAAUAUGAAAUGACAUCAGAUAUGUGGCUUUCUAAACAGAAUGAGGAGCCUGUGUUUACCAAAGAUGGCAGCAAGUUCUUUAUGACAGUCCCUGUUAAGCAGGGAGGUCGAGGAGAAUUCCAUCACAUUGCCAUGUUCAUUGUUCAGCCUAAAAGUGAGCAAAUCAACGUGCGGCAUCUGACAUCAGGAAACUGGGAAGUCAUAAAAAUCUUGGCAUAUGAUGAAAGUACUCAAAAGAUUUAUUUCUUGAGCACAGAGACUUCUCCAAGAGGAAGGCAACUACAUAGUGCAUCCACUGAUGGAUUAUUGAAUCGUCAAUGUCUUUCAUGCAGUUUUAUGAAAGAUCAGUGCACAUAUUUCAGUGUGAAGUUUAGUCCUACGAAUCAACAUUUUUUAUUACACUGUAAAGGACCAGGUGUUCCAGUGGUCAGUGUACACAACACCAACAACCCUUCAAAAUUUUACAUAUUGGAAAGUAAUUCCCUGUUAAAAGAAGCCAUCAUGAAGAAAAAGAUCACCAAGACUGAAAUUAAAAUGCUCCACAUUGAGGACUAUGAACUUCGUUUACAGUUGUCCUUCCCCAAGGAUUUUUCGGAUCGAAACCAGUAUGCUGUCUUGUUAUUAAUUGAUGAAGCACCAGGAAGCCAGCUGGUUACAGAUAAGUUUCACAUUGAUUGGGAUUCAGUACUUGUCGAUUCUGACAAUGUCAUUGUGGCCCGAUUUGAUGGCAGAGGUAGUGGGUUUCAGGGGCUGAAGAUUUUGCAAGAGGUUCACCGCAGCCUAGGCUCUGUAGAAGUGAAGGACCAAAUAACAGCUGUGAAGUCUUUACUGAAGCAGCCAUACGUUGACUCCAAAAGACUAAGCAUAUUUGGAAAGGGAUAUGGUGGAUAUAUUGCAGCAAUGAUCUUGAAAUCUGAUGAAAGAUUUUUUAAAUGUGGAUCUGUGGUUGCACCAAUUACAGACAUGAAAUUGUAUGCUUCAGCUUUUGCUGAAAGGUACCUAGGCUUACCAUCUAAGGAAGAAAGUACUUACCAAGCAUCCAGUGUCCUACACAAUAUUCACAGCUUAAAAGAAGAAAAUUUGUUAAUAAUUCAUGGGACAGCUGACACAAAAGUCCAUUUCCAGCAUUCUGCAGAAUUAAUCAAGCACUUAAUAAAAGCUGGAGUAAAUUAUACUAUGCAGGUCUAUCCAGAUGAAGGCCAUAACAUUGUAUCUGAGAAGAGCAAAUAUCACCUUUACAGCACAAUCCUCAGAUUCUUCAGUGAUUGUUUAAAGGAAGAAGUGCCAGUGUUACCACAGGAACCUGAAGAAGAUGAAUAG